Limanda limanda (common dab) is the source of this 786-nucleotide messenger RNA. Its product is annotated as angiopoietin-related protein 5-like. Lineage: Eukaryota; Metazoa; Chordata; Actinopteri; Pleuronectiformes; Pleuronectidae. Gene Ontology annotation, biological process: Tie signaling pathway; angiogenesis. The record is from RefSeq and is a predicted model, not a curated record. The transcript is spliced from 6 exons. Bases 1 to 786 code for a protein of 261 amino acids. Gene Ontology annotation, molecular function: receptor tyrosine kinase binding.
AUGAAGAGUCUGGUUCCAUAUUUUGUACUCAUCUUGGUGUUACUCUCAAGCCAAACAGAUGCCAAAAAGACUAAGACAGUUUCUUCUCAAGGACCAGACUGCACACAGAUCAAAGCUCUCUCUCCACAUGCAUCCAGUGGAGUUUAUGUAAUCCACCCUCAUGGAGUCAAGACCCCGUUUAAGGUGUACUGCGAGAUGCAGGCAGAUGGAGGCUGGAUGGUGUUUCAGAGGCGCAGCGGAGGAGAGGUUUCCUUCGACAGAAAGUGGGCUGCAUAUGAACAUGGUUUUGGAAACCUGACACACGACCACUGGCUUGGUCUGAAGAAGGUUUUCUCUGUGACCAAGGACAAGACCAAGUCGUGGACCAUGCGAGUGGAUUUAUCGGACCACCAAGGGGUCGCUGCCAUUGCUCAGUACAUAGACUUCAGAGUGGCAAAUGGGAAGAAAGGUUACAGACUGCAUGUCGGGGAAUACACGGGAGACGCAGGUGACGCCAUCCGUGGUGCCGACGGAGGCGUUGACCAGAACGGCUACCGUUUCAGCACUUUUGACCGUGACAACGACGGCUGCUCACCGUGCAUCUUUGGUGACAUUGCUCAAAAUAAAUGCACCAUGUCAGAGGGCGGCGGCUGGUGGUACAGCCGCUGUGGUUCUGCCAGUCUGAAUGGUCACUGGCAUCCUGUUGGGGAUCACAUUGGCUACGGUACCGGCCUCCACUGGCGAACCUGGAAAUCUCACAAGAUGUCCUCGGCCAAGACCAGCAGAAUGAUGAUCAAGUCUGUGUGA